Molecule: messenger RNA, 3101 nt
Organism: Paramisgurnus dabryanus
Lineage: Eukaryota; Metazoa; Chordata; Actinopteri; Cypriniformes; Cobitidae
Source: RefSeq, a predicted model, not a curated record
AUGUUUGCAGAAAGCCUCUCCAAGGAGAUAUUCGGACGAGAAGGAGUACAAGGAGCAGAGGCCCCCUGGUUGACGUUGAAGGGCGCUAAUGGCCUGGAAAUCCCCUACAUCGGCUAUCGCCUAACGGAUCUGGAAGUGCAUGGGGUGGUCGUCCCCCAAAAAGGUGUGGUCAUUGUGGAGGAUAGGAGCGAAGCUAUCGUCUGGGCAAGAGUGCCCCUUCGGGAAGCGAACCCCGAGGAGUGGGUGUUGGUGGAGCCACACACGGAUUUCCAACUAUAUCGACACCAACGACUGGCCCGGCUAACGACGGUCACGCCUCACCAGGUGAGAGAAGAAAGGGACGUCAGUUUUCGUCAGGUGUGCCCCACUGUGAUAGAGGUGGCCCUGACCCAGAUGGAUGCCCCGGCGAGUAGCCAGGGGGGAGGUAUGCCGAAACAUCUGGCGGAGAGGCAAGCUCAGGACCGGGACGUGCGCCAAGUGAAGGUGUGGGUGGAGCAGGGCCAACGGCCCACGCCGGCUGAAAGGUUAGCCCAGACGGAGACGGGGAGAAAGUUACUGGGACAGUGGGAGAAGCUGGAGCUACAGGAGGGGGUGCUCUGCCGGAAAACCCGCGACCCGAAAUUGGGAGAAGAAGUGUGCCAGAUUGUGGUGCCCGCCGACCAGGUAAAUGCAUUAGUCUCAGUCUAUCAUGACCAGUUGGGACACCAGGGACAGGAGAGAACCGUAUCCUUAUUACGUAGAUUCUUCUACUGGCCGGGGCUGGAGGCGUCUGUGCACAACUUGAUUCAAGCUUGCCCCCGGUGUAUGUUGUUCAAGUCUAGACGAGAGGCCCGAGCACCGAUGGUACCUAUCCAUGCGAAAGCCCCCCUCCACAUAAUGGCUAUGGACUUCCUGACGCUGGGCCGCCCUCAGGACCGUUAUCAGAACAUCCUGGUCAUCACCGAUCUGUUUACUAAAUACGCCUGGGCAGUUCCAACGCUUGAUCAGACAGCCAAUACCACCGCCACAGCCUUAUGGCGCCAUGUUUUUCAGACGUUUGGAUGCCCCGAGUUCCUGCACUCCGACCAAGGGGCGAAUUUUGAGUCCAAGGUAAUCCGUGAGUUGUGCCAGUUGUAUGGAUGCACAAAGACCCACACAACGUCGUAUCAUCCCCAGGGAAACGGAGGCUGCGAGAGGUUUAAUCAGACCCUAUUGGGGUUACUGGGGACCUUAGACCAACAGCAGCAGAGAGAUUGGGUGAGUGCUUUACCGAACCUUUUGCAAGCGUAUAAUAACAGUGUUCAUAGCACAACGGGGUAUGCCCCUACUUACCUGAUGUUCGGCAGGCACGUGCGAAUGCCCACUGACCUGGUCUUGGGGGUAGCAGCAGACCGGGAAGAAGUGAGUGUAACAGAGUGGGUGGGGCGCCAUCACCAGCGCUUACACUUCGCGUAUGAACAGGUGUCGAGGAGAAUACAGACGGCAGGAGAAAGGAACAAACGGCUGUAUGAUCGGACUGCCCGAGAUGCCCCCCUGUUACCAGGUGAGAGGGUCCUGGCGAGAGAUAACCGGCGGCAGGGAAAGGGCAAGCUAAGCGAUCGCUGGGAGGCUAUCCCGUAUGUGGUCUGCAAACAGCAGAGGCCGGGACAACCGGUGUACACCAUCCGACCCGAGGGAAAGCCUGGCCCCGAACGUGUGGUACACCGUAAUAUGCUUCGCCCUUGUCCGAACUACCCUGAGGCCGUGAUGGAAGGGCCCGCCGAGCCAGUAUCGGAGGCCCCCUGGUUGGAAGGAUGGGCUGUGGUACCAGGGAGACCCAUGGUAGCGCUACCCCCGGCCGCCCAGAGACAGCCAGAGGUGGCACCAGAGCCAGUCGAACCCCCAGUGGCCCAGAUGCAGCCUGAGCUGGCACCUGAGCCGGUUGAGCCCCCGGCGGCCCAGAUACAACCAGAGGUAGUACCCGGGCCAGCCGAGCCCGAUUCACCCGUAAGGCGCUCCCAACGAGAGAGUCGAGGACGCCCCCCUGCCCGGUACGGGGAGUGGACAACGCCGAGGCAUUCUAGGGACUAGAAUGUAUUGGUGGGGGAGGAUGUCACAGGAGUGACGAUCUUUGAGGCGGAACCAAAAAUUGGGAAGUUUUGGUUCCGCCCGGAUGUUUCCGCCCGGACCGGAAAGAGCAAACACCGGAAAUCCGGUGGCGUCGCGAACGCUGUAAUCAGCUAAACUACACACAGCUGGGAGCUAUUAAGAGGAGCGCCGGGUGAUUGGAGGAGAACAGCACCCAGGGGAGUAUAAAAAGACAAGUCAAAUCACAGUCUUGGCUGAUGUUAUCCACUGAUGUGUUGGUGUGUAUUGUAGUGCUGAGUUGAGCUCGCCUAAUACGCUAUAUUCGGAUUGUUGUAUUGCUCUCUCUCCACGUAAGGAUUAUAGAUCGAUGGAAAUGAGGACAUUGAAGACCUUAAAGGUGAAGUACUAGCCGGACACUGACAUUGUUUGAGAGAAACGGAAGGAGAGGAAAACUUACCACUGUGAGUAUAUAUCUGUGGGAACAGUGGUGUUUGUGGCUGGAAAGCGCCCUGUCUAGCUGCCUGAGUUACUGUUGGCAUGAAGACAACCUAGGACGAAGAAAGAUAGAGAUCGUGAGUAACUAAAACCCUUGAAGUGAAUGUUGAUAUACAUAUUGGAUUGAUUCAUUGUUUGAGUGUUCUUAAGAGAGAGAUCGAGUGGCCCUACCCCUGGACCAGUGUGGUGGGUGAGCCGAAGGUUUCCGUGGGAAAGUAGCUACAGCAACGACAGCAAACAAACGCUAGGCCAUUACCAUCUCCCUAUUUCUCGCCCAGAGCGACGUGGAAGAGGACGGGUGUCUAUUGUGUGCACUGAGCGUGGUGGGAGUAGAGGCAGGAGAGAUCCGCUGGCCCGAGGUCUCGACGAAAGGGCGCCCCGGUCCAGUUUUCGAUUGACCAACGGGUCUCGAGGAACGGGCAGCGUUCGACCCGGUGUGCCGGCGUGGUUCUCGCCCCUCUGUUCAUCAACGAGUUCGCCGAGAGGGUCUUGGCCCCCGGCGUCCCAGUACAAACCACUGCUUAAUCGCCGCAUUGCAGAAACUAGCCAGCGUAAGCUCG